Mangifera indica (mango) is the source of this 1210-nucleotide messenger RNA. Its product is annotated as thaumatin-like protein. The transcript has 2 exons. Bases 157 to 951 code for a protein of 264 amino acids. NCBI's taxonomy places the organism in Eukaryota, Viridiplantae, Streptophyta, Magnoliopsida, Sapindales, Anacardiaceae. Gene Ontology annotation, biological process: defense response. Gene Ontology annotation, cellular component: extracellular region. The record is from RefSeq and is a predicted model, not a curated record.
UUUUCACAACUUUUCUUUCACUCUCUGUCUUGACAAAAUAAAAAGGGUUAUUUUCUAUUUACACAUUGUGUACUGUAUCUCCAUUCAUUAUUUUUACCAGCUUCAACUUUCUUCAGUAACCCUACUCCCUCUCUCUCUUCCUAUAAAAGGACCACUAUGGUUGGGGGCUUGUCUAGUAUUGUUCAUCUUCCAGGUUCAGCCAUGGCGGCCAUGCUGAGAUCUCUCUUCACUUUCACGCUCUUUACUCUCCUUUUCUCAUACAUGCAAGUUUCGGUUUCUGCCACUAUGCUUACUCUAUACAACAAAUGUGCCCACCCCGUGUGGCCUGGGAUCCAACCCAGCGCCGGCAAGCCACUUCUUGCUCGUGGCGGCUUCAAGCUCCCACCCAACAAGGCCUACACUCUCCGUCUUCCGCCUCUCUGGUCAGGCCGCUUCUGGGGUCGUCACGGCUGUUCCUUCGACGCCACCGGCCGCGGCCGCUGCGCCACGGGAGACUGCGGGGGCUCCCUUUUCUGCAACGGCAUUGGCGGCAACCCACCCGCCACUCUGGCCGAAAUCACCCUGGGACAAGAACAAGACUUCUACGACGUGAGUUUGGUGGACGGCUACAACCUGGCGAUGUCCAUCACCCCGUCUCGAGGAUCUGGGAAAUGCAGCUACGCGGGCUGCGUGAGCGACCUGAACUUGAUGUGUCCGGUGGGGCUGCAGGUGCGGUCGAAGGAUAACAGGAGAGUGGUGGCGUGUAAAAGCGCGUGCUUUGCGUUUAACUCACCGAGGUAUUGCUGCACAGGGAGCUUCGGGAAUCCGCAAAGCUGCAAACCGACAGCGUAUUCGAGGAUUUUCAAGACAGCGUGUCCAAAGGCGUAUAGCUAUGCGUAUGAUGAUCCGACGAGCAUUGCCACGUGCACUCGGGGGAAUUAUUUGGUGACAUUCUGCCCACAUCAUCGGUAGAUUAUUUGGGAAUUAUGGACUAAAUUAUUAUUAAUUAAUUAAUUAAUUAUAGGGUAGUUUUAUUUGGAUGUAGUAGUUGAAUGUUGUGGCGUUUGAAGUGAACUCUGGUUGGUUGUUACUUAUGAUAGAAGGUUAAAAGCUUAUUAUAUAUUAUGAUAUUAUUAUUAUUAUUAUUAUUAUUUCAUGUUGGGGUGGACAUUUCGGUUUGAUUAUUUAUGCCUAUUGGUUUGAAAUUUGAAUGAGCGUGAUUUCAGCUUGA